AUGAAGUCAUCGUUGUACGACCGCAUUCUGCGGAGGGAGCUGGGGGAUGGCUCUUACUACGGCCGGAUCCCAGGUCUCUACGGGUCGAAGGAAUGGAUCGAUGAUCUGGAUAUUGUCAACGAGCUGGGCGGUCACACGGGUUGUGUCAAUGCCUUGACCUGGUCUCGGACAGGGCGCCUACUGGCAUCAGGUUCAGAUGAUACCUAUCUGAAUAUCUAUUCCUACCAGCCUGACUCAUCGACCAGCCCCUUCGCCCUGAAUACCACGAUCGCAACCGGUCAUAGGGCCAACAUAUUCUCCGUCAAGUUCAUGCCCCACUCGAACGACCAGACCCUCGUUUGCUGUGCUGGCGACUCCGAAGUUCGCGUAUUUGAUGUCGAGUAUUCGGCCAGGAACGGCAACAUCCCUCCCUCAGAAAGCUUCGCAUCAUCGGCCAGAAGCCGACGGAUGACCGAUUUCUUCAGUGGCGUGCGCUAUUUGACUACUCGCAACACCAACGCUCGCGUCUACAGGUGCCACGCGGAUCGAGUGAAAAGGAUUGUCACCGAAUCGUCCCCUUUCCUCUUCCUCACCUGCUCCGAGGAUGGUGAAGUGCGUCAAUGGGAUCUGCGUCAGCCCUCUUCCGCAUAUCCGGCCCCUCGGGGUGGCCAAGGCUUCAUGGCUUACCGACCUGGUCUCGAACACGAUGACUCGAAUGUGCCUCCUCCACUGAUCUCCUAUAAACGCUACCAUAUUGAUCUCAACACCAUAUCCUGCGCUUCCAGUCAGCCACAUUACAUCGCCCUCGGAGGGGCCCAUCUCCAUUGUUUCCUCCAUGACAGGCGCAUGAUGGGGCGCGAUCUACUCGCUGAGAGGGGUCAACCGGGCGGUUUCUCGCCGAUCCCCGGGACUAGCGACGAUGAGCAGAUGGGGCGAGCAACAAGGUGUGUCCGCAGAUUUGCCCCGGGAGGCCAGAAGAGAAUGAGACCGCAGGACAAUGGGCACAUCACGGCCUGCAAGAUCAGCGAUGCCUAUCCGAACGAGAUGGUUGUCAGCUGGUCUGGAGAACACAUUUAUAGCUUUGACCUGAUCCGCAGCGACGAUGCACGCGAAGCCGGGGAGAAAGACCGAGACUCGUUCCAGAGAGGUUCUUCUUCCGGCAGGAAGAGGUCAAAGACAAGGAAACGGAAGCGUGAAAAAGUCACAUCAAUAACGUCUCUCGAUAGUGGGAACAGGCAUCAGUCUCGCAGGCGAUCGGAAGAGCCCGGCAGUGAAGACCCUGAAAUGUCGUUCAGAGUCCGUUACGGCAACGGACAGUCCGAGGAUAUUCCGAUCCCACCGCUCACGGAUCCUGCAUCGGAGUCGCCUGAGGACGUCAUUGAGAGAGCCCGGGAGUCGGUUCUCAACGAAGCGCAGAAAUUGAGUCUGCGGAUCGCCAAGGGCCUUGUCAAGCUGCGCAAAACUCUUUUCUCUCUCGAAGCGUCGGUCCGAGAGGCCACCGAAUCGCAAAGGUAUUACGAUUCUACCCCUUACGCAGCCUCGUUCAGUUCUGCCUUGGAAUGUGCGUCGACAUACCUCCCGCAGAUGGACGAGGUCAUCAGGAAUUGGAGAUACCCACUGAAUCCGACAGAAGACGAUGUGAUAUUUCAACAGACUCUCCGUCGCAAUCGCGAAUCGGCCCGGAGAUUCGUGCAGGCUUCAGGAACGUUAGCUCGUUUCCUUGGGGGCAGAGUGGAGAGUUCGUUAGAGGGAGACAGUUCCCAGGAGGACUUGUUUAGGGAGAUCGUUCCUGCACCGUCAGAAGAUGGUGUCAUUGACCCGGAAUCUCAGUUCGGCUAUGACUUCCUGAAAGCCAUCAUACUUUGGCUUGAACGGGGUCGAGCAGGCCUUGUAGAAGGAUUCAAGCUUCGUCAACAUAACCCGCGCAAUCGCGCACGAUUCCCAAUACCGGACGAUGCGGAUGAACGAGCGAUCGAGGACAUUCUCAUUCCUUAUUUUCAGAGGCUGGCCGGCUCGACGCCUGUAGUUGAUAUUGACAGAUUCGAGCACGACGAGUCUCGCGUCGUGUUCGAGUCGCAGUCGGCUGCUGUGACUGCCUUCGGGAAUGCUGUGAAGCUGUCUCUGGAGGAUUUGGGGAAUGCGGCAGCUCGUGAAGAAGAAUGCGAAGGGUCGUCAGAACCACCGAUUGUUCGUACAUUGAACCGCCGCGCAGCGAUCCGGUUCUGGGGCUUCAAGGUCGGUCGAUCCAUUCUCAUGCAGACUGGCGAAGGGGUCAAUUUCGAGUUCGUCAAUCGUGCAUUUGGCGGGUUGAGAACUUUCGUGGAGGAAGAUCAGGACGAGGAUGACGGUCGGGAACGCAUGCAGGAGGAUAUCGAUCCCAACGAGGAGGAGGAGCAGGUCGAAGAAGCCCGUCUUCGACGGAGGCGUCGCAGUCAGAGAGAGAAUACAUCAUCUGGGAACUCUUCUUCCGAGGUAGACACUGAAGGUGACAGUCUCCGUAGAUCGCCCUCUGGGGAAGAUGUUGAGAUGACGGGCGCCGCGCUGUCCAACGAAGACAGCGUGGACCACAGCUCCGAGGACGGAGAUGAAGAUGAGGAGAUGGACGACGAGGAUGACGAUGAUGAUGAUGACGGGGGUGAUGUUGAUGAUGAUGACGACGACGACGACAAUGACAACGAUGACGAUGACGAUGACGAAGAGGAUGAGGGGUCGGAGAUCGGAGGGUUUUUCAUCAGACGGGGUCACUUCCGCAAUAGACGGAGAGAAGAGGUCGAGGCGCAUGUGCCGUGCUCGUCACACGUGAACGUCUAUCGUGGACAUUGUAAUGUCAAGACGGUUAAGGAUGUCAACUAUUUCGGAUUGGACGACGAAUACGUGGUGAGCGGAAGCGAUUCGGGACACGUCUUCAUUUGGGAGCGGAAGACGGCGAAAUUGGUCAAUAUCCUUGAGGGAGACGGCGAGAUUGUCAAUGUCGUACAAGGUCAUCCUUACGAGCCGACAAUGGCGGUCUCCGGGAUCGACAACACGAUCAAGAUUUUCUCACCCGACCGACGCGCCCAGGAUGAAGCGCGCCGCGGCAUCAAUAUCCUCAACCCGGAUCACCCGGCGAAUCUGUUUAGGAGUCGAGCCCGCAAUGGCGGGGGUGGCGGGGAUGGCAAUCAAGUUUUUGGUCUCCGCAGCUGCAAACGCAUGCAGGACAGCUAUCAGAUCAUUGCUCAGAAUGAUAGAAGUAUGCUGGCUCGUCUUGCUGCGACAUUGCGAGAGCGACACGCUCUUGGAGGAGGCGUUGCUGCCGUGGGCGGCGAAGGUGGUGAAGGUGCUACGAUUGUGUUGGACGAUAACUGCAAUCAUUUUCGAGGUCGCAUGUUGCAAGAGGGAAAUUGA
Messenger RNA from Rasamsonia emersonii CBS 393.64, 3363 nucleotides. Its product is annotated as WD repeat-containing protein. NCBI's taxonomy places the organism in Eukaryota, Fungi, Ascomycota, Eurotiomycetes, Eurotiales, Trichocomaceae. The coding region runs from base 1 to 3363 and encodes 1120 amino acids. The record is from RefSeq and is a predicted model, not a curated record. Gene Ontology annotation, molecular function: protein binding. Gene Ontology annotation, biological process: negative regulation of fatty acid biosynthetic process. The transcript is spliced from 5 exons. Gene Ontology annotation, cellular component: cytoplasm; Cul4-RING E3 ubiquitin ligase complex.